AUGUUUAUUAAUAUCCAAAGUUUGCUCCAUGAUCCAAAUCCAAAUUCACCUGCAAAUGCUGAAGCCGCAAAUUUGUACAGGGAGAAUCGUAAAGAAUAUACAAGAAGAGUAAGAGAGGUAGUUGAAAGUUCUUGGGAAUGA
Molecule: messenger RNA, 141 nt
Organism: Racocetra fulgida
Lineage: Eukaryota; Fungi; Glomeromycota; Glomeromycetes; Diversisporales; Gigasporaceae
Source: the annotation of a GenBank genome assembly